Molecule: messenger RNA, 1605 nt
Organism: Trichoplusia ni (cabbage looper)
Lineage: Eukaryota; Metazoa; Arthropoda; Insecta; Lepidoptera; Noctuidae
Product: catalase-like
Exons: 2
Coding region: 1-1605 (534 amino acids)
Biological process (GO): response to hydrogen peroxide; hydrogen peroxide catabolic process
Cellular component (GO): peroxisome; cytoplasm; mitochondrion
Molecular function (GO): heme binding; catalase activity
Source: RefSeq, a predicted model, not a curated record
AUGAAAGUGACCGUGGCGUUUUUGUUAUGUGUGGUGGCUUGUGGUGAAGCCAUUAUAUACGAAAAUGCCAGCUAUUCCCCAGAAGAAAGGCAGUUCUUGGAUUUCAAACUGAACAACCCGAAAACAAUCGUAUGGACCAAAAGUUCGGGUGAUCCUGUUGAAAUACGUGAAGUUGUAGCUGUCAACACGGACCACUUCAAUAACCAGCUAUUCGUUGACACGAUAUCGAGUUUUAGUGCAGAAAGAUUACCGGAGAGAAUUACCAACGCAAAGGGCGCUGGAGCUUUCGGUUACUUUGUCGUUACCAAUGAUGUCUCAAAGUAUACAUACGCAGACCUCUUUAACGGCAUAGGCAAAAAGACGCCAUUAGUUGCCAGAUUUUCAGCCGUGGUACAAAACAAAGGGGGCACUGAUCUUGGUAGAGAAUCGCGGGGUUUUGCAGUAAAAUUUUACACCAAACAAGGAAACUUGGAUCUCGCGUGUCUUCACAUACCCGUUUUUCUAUACAGAGAUCCCAAUUUCGUUUCGCAUUUAAUGCAUGGUGUUUCGAGAAACCCUCAAACAAACUUAAUCUCGUCUACUAGUCGUUGGGAUGUAGCUAUACAAAGACCAGCGACUCUAAACACGUUAUUCUGGCUUUAUUCCGAUUAUGGUAUCCCUAAUGGAUACAGAAAGGCAGACUUCUUCCCCGUCCAUACUUACGAACUUGCGAACAAGCAUGGAGAAACACACUAUGUCAGAUUUAACUUUAGAACUGAACAGGGCUUCUCGGCAUUCACCAACCAACAAGCAGCUGAGGUAUCAGGACGUGAUCCCGACUACUUCGUGAAAGAUCUGUUUAAUGCUAUCGGACGAGGAGAUUAUCCUUCAUGGAGAUUAGAAAUGGACGUAUUGACUAAACAUGACCUACAAACCGUAGAUUACAAUCCUUUCGACGUGACCGGUCUAUGGACGAAUGGAACGUUUACCACAGUACAAAUUGGGCGUUUGGUUUUAAAUAAAAACGUCGAAAAUGUAUUCAGAGACUUAGAACUGGCAGCAUUUAAUCCCAGUAAUUUGGUACCUGGUAUUCCAGGACCUGUGGAUAACUUGUUUAAAGCUAGAAGAACUGCCUACAGAAUGGCUCAAAAUUACCGUUUAGGAAGCAACCCCAACAAAAUUUUAAUUAAUAUGCCACUGUACGCCAGAACUUACAACCGCGAUGGAAAACCACCUGUUAGGGGAAACAUGGGAAAUGCACCACACUACCAUCCAAAUUCUUUCAACGGACCUAUGCCCUACGUUGACGAGAAUCAGCCGGCAAAAACGUUGCGGGUGUUAGGAAGUAUGGCGGUAGAUUUUCAACCUUUGACUUAUUUCUACAAUCACAUUAUUGAAAGUGAAGCCCAUAGACGCAGAUUUAUAAGUAACCUCGUUGAUUCUUUAGAGUCAGUCGUUCCGCCGGUGUUGGAUAAGGUUUUGGAGUUGUUUGAUCUAAUUGAUCACGAUUUGAAGAGGCGUGUAGCUGUGGGACUGGAAGCAGCGUAUGCACGGCGACGAGCUGAUAGAGGACCUCCUUCAAUAAACACACCCAUUAGAAACUUUCCAACUGCUGUAAACUACUGA